Messenger RNA from Colletotrichum gloeosporioides, 1497 nucleotides. RefSeq names its product Lactose permease. NCBI's taxonomy places the organism in Eukaryota, Fungi, Ascomycota, Sordariomycetes, Glomerellales, Glomerellaceae. Gene Ontology annotation, molecular function: carbohydrate:proton symporter activity. The transcript is spliced from 3 exons. Gene Ontology annotation, biological process: transmembrane transport; carbohydrate transport. The record is from RefSeq and is a predicted model, not a curated record. Bases 1 to 1497 code for a protein of 498 amino acids. Gene Ontology annotation, cellular component: membrane.
AUGUCUCCAUCUAAGCUAGCCUCCCUCCGCAUGAGCCUGAGCACAGCGCUGGUAGUGUCGGUAUGCGUCGUCGACUCCGUUACCAUAGCCUACGACGGCUCUCUUAUGGGUUCUCUCAACGUCAUGGCCUCGUACCAAAAGUACUUUGAGCUCACAACGGCAACGACCGCUAUCAACACAUGCGCCACCUUCCUGGGAGCCAUCCUCAUCGGCCCGUUCACUGGGAUGCUCAUCGACUGGAAAGGCCGCAAGAUGGGCCUCUAUGCAUCCGGCAUCGUCAACAUCAUCGGCGCUAUCAUCGCUGGCGCAGCAGUGAACAUCGCCAUGUUCAUCGCUGGACGUCUCAUUAUUGGCAUCGGAGUCGGUCUGGGGCAGACUGCCGCGGGAACGUAUGUAGCGGAAACGACUGCGCCAUCCAUCCGGUCUCUGGCAUUAGGUCUCUACUUCUCCUGUUGGGCUGUUGGAGCCCUGCUUGCGGCCGGGAUCUCUUAUGGUUCCUCCGCGCUUGAGCCAUCAGAUUGGGCUUGGAGAGUUCCCUCGAUCCUCCAGGCUUCACCUCCUCUAUUCGUCAUGAUCCUUAUCUAUCUGGCCCCAGAGUCUCCUCGAUGGCUUGCCUUUCGCGACCGAAGAGACGAAGCCCUUCAAGUGCUAGCAAAGGUCAACGGGGCUGACGCCAGUGACGAGAAUGUUCAGAUGCAAUUCAGAGAAAUCAUUGAGACAUUGGAAUACGAGAAGCGAGAGGGGAAUGCUUUGGGAAUCCGCGGAAUGGUCCGCAAGCCCAACCGCAAGCGUCUACUGCUGGCCCUAUCCGUUGCGCCUCUGGCGAUGUUGACGGGAUCAAAUGUCAUCACCUGCCCGGUUCAUCACCUGACCGGCGACUUUAGGUACUACUUUGGCCGAAUGCUGAGCCAGGCUGGCGUCACCGAUCCAACCACGCAACUCCAGAUCAAUGUCAUCCUGUCCUCCUGGCAACUAGUUGUUGCAAUCACCGGAUCGACACUAGCCGAGAAACUGGGCAGAAGAGUCCUCGCUCUCGGAAGUUUGGGUACCUGCUCAAUCUUCUUCUACCUUCUCGCAGGUCUCACGGCCAAGUACGGGGCCUCGGGCGACAAAGCCGGCACAUACGGCACCAUCGCGUGCAUCUUUCUCUUUCUAGGUGCAUAUGCCUUUGGAAUCACGCCUCUUACGGCCAUGUACGCGCCUGAAGUCCUCUCGUACAACAUGCGCGCGAAUGGCAUCGCGAUGCAGGGAAUUCUGAUCAAGUCUUGUGGUGUCUUGGUCUCAAUGGCGUUUCCGUACUUGAUGGAGAGCAUCGGUUGGAAGACUUACAUCGUCAAUGCGUCGUGGAACAUCUUAAUUUGGGUGUAUAUCUACUUCCAGUGGAUGGAGACGAAGGGUCUGACGUUGGAGGAGAUUGAUGUUUUGUUUGAUGGGCAGAAGGCUGUUCAGACGAUUGAGGAGGGUGUGAUGAAGCCAGCUGCAAGGACCAUCUCGUGA